AUGUCUGAAGACAAUAAAUCACAAUCUCCACAUUCACCUUCACAGAUCAGGUUUAAAGUUACCAAAACUUAUAAUCCUAGAGUUCAAGUUCAACGAAUAGCAAAUCUAUUAAAAGAAACCAACGUUACCUUAUUCCUUGAACCGUCAACUCCUGGAACCGAACGUUUAAACAUCAUUAAUGAGACUGGAAUGGCUAUGAGUGGUUCAAGUACGAGUGAAUAUGCUGUUCUUAAUGACAGAUUUAACAAUAAUGUUAAUAAACAUAGACGUGCCCCAAGACAACUUUGGUCGGACGAAGAAGUAGAACGAUUGAAGGCUGCUCAUGAUAAAUAUAGUGGCCGUUCACAAACUCGUCCACCACCUAUUAUUAAUGCUUCAAAUAGAACACAAAAAAGGACCGGAACUGCAAAUUUAAAAGUGGACCAAACUCGCAAAUUAAUUACUCAAAUAUUAUUGAAAUUAAAAAAAAGAAAAAAACCUCCUUCACCUUUUCAAAAUUCGGCAGCUUACGUUGAAGAUGGUUUUUCAGAAGAUUAUUAUGCUGACCAUAAUUAUAAUGACGACGAUGGUAACGAUAUUAACAACAACAAUGAGGCUUUUAACACUGAUGACACUUAUGACUUGUUAAACCAACUUAGAGACGUUUUAAUCGUUUGUGAAAUGCAUGGAAUAAAUUUUGCAACUCCACCAGAAUCUCCUUUUUCCUCAAGAGAUCCUUCUCCAAAUCGUGGUCGUUCACCUUCACCAUCAAGAUAUAUACAGGAUAUUCCGUUUAUUAAAAAGGGUUCCACUAUUCUAAAUUCCAUUUUGGAGGUUCUGUAUGACAUAGUUCAUAAUGAUUGUCGUUACAAAAUCACUUCUCCUAGACCAACAAGACCGCCUAAUGCCUUACAAGCUAUUACUUUAGAUGUAGCUCAUCUUUUAGUUAAUCAAAAUCCUUAUUCUCCUGUUUGGCUUUACGAAUUGGGAAUGACUAUGUUACCUGGUUUUAAUUACUUUGGUGAUGUUUUACGUUCAAAAUUAUUGAUUUUUUAUAUCGAUUUUUUACUUGAACACUUGGUUGCUUGUCAAUAUGAUUUUAUAAUUGAAAAUUCAACUGAUGAAAAAUUAAAUCAUUUCGAUGGGAGACUUUUGAAUGAGAAUGAAAAUACUUCACAUAUAAAUAUUACUAUAAAUUCUGACGAUACAAUAACUACGUCAAAUAUUCAAUAUUUGGAUGUUAAAAAAUCACCAAGGAUAGAGUCUAAUAAUAACAACAACAGUAAUAAAAGGGAUUCUCUAAAUCGAUCAUCAAAAAGACUUUCUGUUUCUUACACUGGCGAUCUUGACAUAGAUUCAUAUUAUAUUGAUUCAAUGUUCACACCCCUUUUGUAUUCUAUGAUUCAAUUUAUCAGUGUCGAGAAUUCUUCAUUGGAAACUUUGUAUCAGAUGCAUCGAACACUAGACGUUAUGAUUCGACACAAACCGGAUCUUUAUCAUGACAUUAUAGAAAUAAUUGCGCACGGUGACACACCAAGUCGUAAUCAAGCAAUUAAUAUUUUAUUUCAUUAUUGGGGAAAUAGCACAGGUCAUCCUGCUAUAGGAAAAGCCUUACCGAGCGUUGGCUAUUUGGAUGACUUGAUGGCAAAAGAAAAUCCGCAAACUUCUCAAUCACCACCCACAAAUAAUAGAAAUUCUUCAAAUGUGAUCAAAGACGUUCAUCUUCAUCAAUUUUUACCUUAUAUUUAUCAUGAUGAAUGUACAAAAUCAAAUAAUGCUCAACCUGAUAAACAUGCUUCUCUCACAAUAACCAGACAUGCUAAAAUCGUAGACAUGCACGGACAAUUCAUCCCUACUGAUCAUCCAAAUGCUUGCGUUCAAUGUUUUAAGCCUGUUUCAAAAUUUGGUUUAAGAUGUAGUGGCUGCAAAUUAAAUGUUCACUUUACUUGUUAUAACCUGGUUGAUGGUGGCUUUCUCACUGAAUAUUUAUUAGAUUCAGGAAUUCAUAAAUUAUUUACUCCAAGGUUUUGUGACAUAUCUCAUAAUCCAAAGGAAUUUCUUUCUGACAUUCGCGUAAAAUCAAAUAAUUCAAAAGCAAUAAUAAUUUCGGAAAAUCUUGCUGGUCAUAAAUUUCAUCUUGUAAACCUUUUUACCUUGGUUUUGUGUAUGAUUUGUAAACAACCACUUUGGGGAAUCAUGCAUCAAGGUUAUAGGUGUGAACCGUGUAAUAGAUUCACUCAUAAAUCUUGCUUAAAGUCUGAAAAAAUGAUUUCUCAAUUUCAAUGUCAUCCAACUGCAAUGUCUGAAAGUGAUGCGUUAAUUGAUUAUAAUCUUCUUAGAACUAGUUUUGUAAAUCAUUUUAAAGAUAUUUUGAUAUCGGAUGAUGCGGCUGCUACUUUUAGUUUUGAAGAAAUUUCUGUGAUUCUAACUAUUUUACAAAUGCAAGAUGAUAUUCUCCGUAAUGGAAUAAUGGCUGGUUGUUUACUUAUAAAACAAGAAUCUCAUAAUCCUCUUUCACCCAGAGACGAACAAUUUGAACAAUUUGAAUUACAAGAUAAUAUAAAAAGACAUCAAAAAUAUUUUGAAAAAAGGGAAUUAUCUUUGUCAAAAAUAUCAAAAGAAUAUUGGAGCGGAAUGGGAAGAGAACCACACAUGUGGUUGUUAUCAUGUGAAGAAUAUCUUGCUCAUUUGGCUUCAAUAAUGAAAACUUCUGUUGAUUCCGAGAUUAUAUUUGCCUCCACUAAUGAUAAACGUUCAAGUACCAAAACAGCAAAUACAUUAUCGUCAUUACUGCCAACAACAACAAUGAACUCAUAUUCACAAGAUGAUAACUAUGGUUCAAACGAGAUCAUCACUACUGAUGAAUUGGUACAAUGGAUUCAAAAGAAAUUGAAUUUUCAUAAAAAAUUUUCCGCAAAAAUUUUAUUACAACAAAUGGCUAAUUUUGGUUUUAUCGAAAGAAUUGAUGGUCACCCAAUUUUGUUUCAUAACGCUGUUGACGGGAAAAUUGAAUACGAUUGUUUGUUCCCCUUAACUUUUGCCACAGAAUGCUCUCCAACGGUAGAGACUUUAAUCACCGCAAUCUAUGGAUGUUUAUCAGACAUUAAUAUAUCAAUAAAUGAAUGUGGAUUUUUAAUUAUGACCCGUCGUUGCUUUCCUGAUCCAUUUUUGUCUAGAUAUACACUGGAACGUUUAAUUUUUGCUGUAAUUGAUUGGAGUUGUAGUGAGGAUGAUAGAUUAUUAAAAAUUGCAAGAGAGUAUAUCCCUUUAAAACGUAAGCUUCCCGGUGUUCGUGAUGAAAUGGAAGACAAAAGGGCAGGUGUUGGUGGUUCCAGUACACAACAAAAAGGUGGCACUUAUUUACACAAUUAUUCUGGGGGUGGUGCAUAUAUUAUUAGUCGUAAAAUGUUAAAGGAGAAAUAUGUUGUAAAUUGGAUGUCAAAAAUACAUGAAAUAAAUCCUACAUUAUUUUGUGAUUUAGUUUAUAAUCAAUUAGAAUCACUUCAAAAAGAUCAAAAUGAAAAAGGAAAUCUACAAGAAUCAAUGGAAAAUGAAUUUCAUCAUUAUGAUAUUGUUUUAAAAAAUAUAAUUAAACUUUGGAAUAAUGGUUUACUUUUUUCAUCUUUAAACAAUCUGAUUUCUCUUUGUGCUUCUAAAAUCCCUUCCAACAGACAGAGUACCACAGACCAAAUCCUUAUUCAUGCGGAAAAUAACAAUCUUGAUAUUACCGAUCCAAUCGCAACUUUAUCACAACUUUUCAAAGAAGGAGGCGCUGUUGAGCUUUCACGUGCAGUACAAUGGAUGGAAUUGAUGUUUUUUUUUUUGAUUAUUAGUGUUGGGCUUCCUGGUUCAGUAUUCUCUGAUUUUCUACCACUUUUAGCAAAAAUUGAGCCAUCACUUGAACUGUAUACUUCUUAUUUACAUGUCAUAUGGUAUCAAGUAAUGAAUGGACUUGGUCACCUUAUGACAAGAGGAGUCAUUCUUAAAAUAAUAUCUGAUGUAAAUGAGGCGACUUUAGAUAUGAUAAAGAAAAUCAAUGAAGAAGGUCAAAGUGCUGAUAUGUUAAUCGCUAGAAAAUUUAUCAAAAUUACUUUAGCGUUAUCAUUACAUUCAUAUAGUUGUCCUCUAGAUUAUAUUUACAAUUUAGGAAUAGUAGAAGAACCCAAUGAAAGACCAAACGGACAAAUGUUACCUAAAAGAAUUUCACAUUUGCAAGAUCCGACUCCUGGUUCGAAUGUUACAUCUGAUACAUCCUUAAUUAAAUGCUUAUUAAUUUAUGCAAGAUUAGAAAAAUUGGAAAUACGUAGCGAUGUAGUAAAAUCAUUUUGGAGAUUUUUCACUGCUGCAAGUCUUAUUUUCAAUAAGAUAGAAUUUAUUAAUAGUUGUAUACCAAAUGUAUGGGAGGAACUUUCGCCUUUAUACGAUGCAUCUUCAGAAAUUACAAUGUUACUUUUAAUGAGGAUUAUUUGGACUGAUUCUCGAUUUUUCCUAGCUUCUGUUAGUAAAGUUUUUGAGCACGAAAGUUGGGAAGUGAGGUUUGACGGGUUGGACAAUUUAUAUGGACUCUUUUCUAAAUUGGAUGAAAAAUUUGAAUUGCAAAGAACAGGCGUCUUUGCUUACCUUGGGCCGGUUUUUAGUUAUAUGAUUAGUUUAUUGUGGGAUCCUGAGGAAUAUGUCAGAACGAAGACAAUAUCAUAUAUCAGGACAAUGCAACCCAAAAGAAUCAAAAUGGCUUUUAAAUGUUGGGAAGGAUAUUUCAAGGUUGCAUCACAACGUGAAAAAACCGUAUUGGCCAGAUUAAUGUUAAAAUUAAACGCAAAAUUUCCUAAUUGGCAAGUAAUUGAAUGGGAUGUAUUAUUGGAUGCGUUGUCUCAUGAAAGUGAUGAAUCAGAAGCAGUGUCUACUGUUGAUAUAUUGGAAAGUUAUAUGAGACCAAAUAGUAUUCUUAUUAUAGGCUUGAAACAUUAUCACGAAGAUUCUGAUACAACUCCUGGUCAAAGGGUAGCAGAAGAGAAGAAUUUAAAGGUUAUAUUAUUGUCACUUGCUCUACAAAUGCUGGCUAAUGGAAUUGAAAUGAAUUUGGAACAAAUUAUCAAACUCAAAUAUUUUGUUGCGCACAACUUGGGGUUUACUGAUAGUAGGAUAGAUAACUCCAAUGGAGUGAUGAGUUUUCAUUUUGGUGAGUUUCGUUAUGUUCCUGAUGAUUUUACCCAAAACAUGAUGAUGGUAUCCAUUUUAGGAAAUCUCAAAAGAGUACUUGAUACGCCUAUAUAUCUUAAUAACGAUAAAGAAGAGUUAGAAGAUGGCAAAGCAUCAUCUGAAAAUGAAAUGUUGGCAGGUGGUUACUUUAUAGAGAUUGUGUUAGCUAUGUUUAAUUCUUCUGCAGAUAUGACAAGUUUAAGUCAUCUCAUGUUAAAAACUUGGAUUGAAUUGUUGCUUAUAAUAGUUUACAAGCACAAAAUUGAAAAUAAGUAUAAUCGUGAGCUAGAAGAAAGUUUAGUGAGCGCAAUGAAAAAAUUGUCUGAAUUAUUGUCUAAAGAUAUUACAGAUGAAAAUAAACAACUUAUAGUUGAACUUUCAUCAUCACUGUUAAAACGUGCGCCCAUGUUAACAGUUAAUAUACUUGGUAAACAAAUAAUUACAUUGGCAAAGCUCUUGACAAGUUUAAAGGCUGACUCAUCAAAUGCUUUGGUUGUUAGUGCAGUUAAUUUUUUGAAAAGCACGUUUCUUAAAUUUGCAAGGAACGUUGGAGAUGAAAAUAACACCGAACUUAAUAUGUUUAAACUACUUGGUGAUGUUAUUCGCGAUGAACAAAUCCCAGUUGAGGAUGAAUGUUUUGGUCCAAGAUAUCUCCGUGAUGAACCGAUACGAGAUGUUAUUAACCAAUUGUUUAAGUUCACUAAUAGAAGGAUAGUCUCAACAAUUCUGUCAAACCUAAAUAAAUAUGUAGAAUUGGUUUAUUCAAAACCAUACAGUGAACAAUUAAUAAACGAUUUGAGUCAAUUUUUGACAAAGUUGACAAGACAUACUAGUGAGUGGAAACUUGCUGAUUGGGAUGUUAACCCUGUAUUGAACAUGAUUGCAGUAAUAAUGAGAGAUAAUCCUGUUUACUCCAAGAAUUUAGUCACGCCAAUAAAAGGUUUUUUAAGACAUUCUAUUAACAAAGGCUCUGUUAGGAUAGAUACAUUUUUAAAGUUGUUAGCAGCUUAUACAGCAGUCAGUGAAACAAUUUCUCCAGAUGAUAAAAUUAAUGUUUUUGGUGAAGUAAUUCUUGAAGAAGUUAAAUCAACCUUUAGAGGUUCUAGAUCAAGAAUGAGUCGAGAUACCCUAAUAAUUUUGUCGCAGCUUAUAUUAUGGGAUAUGCAACCUUCAUCGCAUUCCUGGUUUAAAAGUAUUGAACUAAAGAUGGGCGUCGGGUUAAAUGACAAUACUACUAGUAAUAACGACGGAGGUUUAUCAUCUGCCAAUGUAUCAAAUCAACGACUUCCAUACUUUUCAAAUGUUGUAGAUAAUUUAUUUGAUGAUUGUAUACAAUUUUUGGAAAAUCCUCAUGUGACUAAACAAUAUUCCAAAAAAGAAUUUAAAGUAGGCGUGUGCGCUAGUCAGUUAGCAGUGGCAAUGUGUGGUUUAAAAUAUGAUUUGUUGACUAAAAUAUUUUUAUCGCAAAAGCCAACGGAUCCACGACGGACUAUUCGUCUUUUAAAUUGGAUUUUAUUGGGAAUAAUUAAAUCUGAUCCUUCACCUGGGCUAAUUACAAUUAUUACGACUGUAUUUGAUUUUCAAGAUACCCUCACUGAUUUAUUAUCACAUUUUAUGAGUCAACCAUUUAACGAAAUUAUAGUACCGGAUAUGAAUUAUCUGUAUACACCAUCUGGAGAGUCAGUUUACCAGGCAUUUGUGUUUAUAAAAAUAUGGACGGUAUUAUGUGCUCAAACAUCCUCAUCAAACGACAAAACAAAUGCUGCCGAAGUAACUAAAGUGCAUCUAAGACUUGCAACUUCUUUAACUAUGGCUGAAAGAAGAUUUUGGAACAUUAUUUGGCCUUCUAUGAACACGCAGUUGGUGUCGCGUAUUGUUGAUAAAGAACCGAAUGGAAUAGUAUAUUGGGAAAUGUUUAUGGAUUUAAUAACAUUUCUUCAUUUGUCUGGAUCUGAUAUUGUCAUGUUAUACUCACAUGAAUGGGCUACAUUAUUAGAUAGUCUGAUAAUUGAGGAUGGAAGCAAAAAUCCCGAGUUUCAUCACAAAAUAAAACAAGCACGUUCUAUGUUUGAUAAACCACCAUUAAUGAUGCAGGAAAACGAUUUAACAACACAAUUGUUUAUUGAAAUGAGAGAGGCGAUGAGAUUAUAUUGUGAAAUCAACAAUAAUUCUAGUGGAAGAUUAUUUGGUGCAUAUUAA
Molecule: messenger RNA, 7377 nt
Organism: Entrophospora candida
Lineage: Eukaryota; Fungi; Glomeromycota; Glomeromycetes; Entrophosporales; Entrophosporaceae
Source: the annotation of a GenBank genome assembly